Orbicella faveolata is the source of this 2459-nucleotide messenger RNA. RefSeq names its product myosin-13-like. NCBI's taxonomy places the organism in Eukaryota, Metazoa, Cnidaria, Anthozoa, Scleractinia, Merulinidae. The record is from RefSeq and is a predicted model, not a curated record.
AUGCAACAAGCGCUGCAAAACGAAAUAGGAUUGCGCAGCACUAGGGAGCAAGAAUUAAGAGAAAGGAGAACGAUCGUAGACGAACUACGGAAAGAAUUAAGCGAAGAGCAUCGGACAAGAAAUAGAGCUGAAGAGGAAUUAAACCAAACGAAGAUUACAUGUAAUGAGCUGGAAGGGAGAUUAGUAACUGAACUUGCAAAGAUGCAACGAACGCUGGAAAACGAAAUAAAAUUGCGCAGUACGUGGGAGCACGAAUUAAGCGAAAAGAAGACGUUUCUAGAAGAACUACGGAAAGAAUUAGGCGAAGAGAAGCUAACAAGAGGUACCGUGGAAGAGGAAUUAAGCCAAGCAAGAAAUGACUGUAUUAGGUUAGAAAGAAUAUUGGAAAAUGAACGUGACCAGAUGCAAAGAACAUUGGGGAACGAAAUAUGUUUGCGCAGAAAAACAGAGCAACAGCUACAGGAAAAAGAGACGAAUGCAGUAAUACUGGGAAAUAAGUUAGGCGAGGAGCAGCUAAGAAGAACUAGAUUGGAAGAGGAAUUAAUCCAAGCGAGGACUGAACUUACCGAAGAGAAAGAAAGAUUGGAAAAGGAACUUGCGGAGAAGGAAAGAAUUCUAAAUAUCGAAAAGCGUCUGCACGACACGCAAAAGAGGCAAGUACAAGAAAGAUUAUCGGAAGCAGAAAGAUCGAGAUUGAUAAUAGAAGAGGAAUUGAGCCAGGUGAGCUCUUCUCGUGACUAGCUGGCAGAGAGAAUGGAAAAUGAACUUGAGCAGAUUCGUCAAAGGCUUGAUAACGAAAUAUCUUUACGAAACACGACUGAGCAGGAGCCCAGGGAGAAAGAAACUAUUAUAAACGAACAAAGGACAACGGCAGAAACACAGGGGCAGACAUUUGAAGAAGAAUUAAAUCUCAGGACAGGUCAGAUUGAAAGCAAAGAGACCGCUCUAAGAGAUCUGCGGCGUUUGUUGGUAGAGGAGCGUCAGCAAAAGACAGACUUGGAAGAAAGACUAAGGAACUUGCAACUUGAAAUGGAGGAAGAACGGGACAGACGCGCUUCCACCGAAAGAGAAUUGAACACAGCUACCGAGCGCCAGACUCAUCAAACACGUGACUGGAUCAUCCAGCGGAAAGAAGUCGUUUUGAGCGGAAAAGUUUUAGGCAAAGGGGCCUGGGGCGAGGUACUUGAGGGUUCAUUUCGUAGUUGCCAAGUUGCUGUCAAGAAAAUUCAUGAUAUGAUUCUCUCUGAUCAUAAUCGGAAAUUGUUUGAACGAGAAAUGACAAUCGCAUCGUGUUGUCGCCACCCAAAUCUUUUGCAGUUUAUCGGCGCCACUAACGACGACGGCCAUCUUUUGUUUGUCACUGAACUACUGGAAAUAAGUUUACGGCGCUUGUUGUCUCAGCGAGCAUUAAAUGACGAGGAGAUUGUCAGCCUCUCCAUGAAUGUCGCCAAAGGAUUAAAUUACCUUCACCUUAAUAGGCCGCAUCCCAUAAUACAUCGAGACAUCAGCAGCGCCAACGUGUUGUUAUGGAGACGAGAUGAGUUUGAAAGGAUUUAUUCUGCACCCAAAACACUCACUUCAAAUGCUCAACAGUCAACGCGGACCUUAAACGUCAGUGCUCAUGAUGUUAUUGAAGAGAUUUGCUGGAAAAUAGUGGAAUUACUCACCAGCGACCAAACAACAGCUUUUGAAGAAAACGAGAGGAAAACUGGAAUGCAACAAGCGCUGCAAAACGAAAUAGGAUUGCGCAGCACUAGGGAGCAAGAAUUAAGAGAAAGGAGAACGAUCGUAGACGAACUACGGAAAGAAUUAAGCGAAGAGCAUCGGACAAGAAAUAGAGCUGAAGAGGAAUUAAACCAAACGAAGAUUACAUGUAAUGAGCUGGAAGGGAGAUUAGUAACUGAACUUGCAAAGAUGCAACGAACGCUGGAAAACGAAAUAAAAUUGCGCAGUACGUGGGAGCACGAAUUAAGCGAAAAGAAGACGUUUCUAGAAGAACUACGGAAAGAAUUAGGCGAAGAGAAGCUAACAAGAGGUACCGUGGAAGAGGAAUUAAGCCAAGCAAGAAAUGACUGUAUUAGGUUAGAAAGAAUAUUGGAAAAUGAACGUGACCAGAUGCAAAGAACAUUGGGGAACGAAAUAUGUUUGCGCAGAAAAACAGAGCAACAGCUACAGGAAAAAGAGACGAAUGCAGUAAUACUGGGAAAUAAGUUAGGCGAGGAGCAGCUAAGAAGAACUAGAUUGGAAGAGGAAUUAAUCCAAGCGAGGACUGAACUUACCGAAGAGAAAGAAAGAUUGGAAAAGGAACUUGCGGAGAAGGAAAGAAUUCUAAAUAUCGAAAAGCGUCUGCACGACACGCAAAAGAGGCAAGUACAAGAAAGAUUAUCGGAAGCAGAAAGAUCGAGAUUGAUAAUAGAAGAGGAAUUGAGCCAGGUGAGCUCUUCUCGUGACUAGCUGGC